Rubroshorea leprosula is the source of this 2475-nucleotide messenger RNA. The record is from the annotation of a GenBank genome assembly. NCBI's taxonomy places the organism in Eukaryota, Viridiplantae, Streptophyta, Magnoliopsida, Malvales, Dipterocarpaceae.
UCUUCAUGCAACCAAAUCUACGAAGAGCAUUUGUCAUACAAUUGACUUUCUUAUUUAGCAAAGCUUAAAUGAUACAUAAAUAGCAAACCGUUUAUGCGCGCCUCAAGUUUCAAAACGAUCUUCGUUCUUCCUCUAUCAAAAACAUCCAUCACGCUUAACUCCUAUUGCCUCCAUGCUCGCAGCUUUAAAUCUCAACCUACAUUCUCAAGUACCCAUUACAGAAAUCUCAAGCUGGAUGACUCCAGGCUCCUCAAUCUGCUGUCUAAUUAUCGACUCCGUGAAGCACGCAUCCUGCUCGAUGAAAUGCCUCAAAGAAGCCGCCAUGGUCAAGUCGUUCACUUGACUUCUCUUCUUACCAAGUACUCAAGAAAUGGUUUUAUCAAUGAAGCGAAAGCGCUGUUUGAGAUCAUGCCGGACAGGAACGUUGUUAGUUAUAAUGCGAUGUUGUCGGGUUUUGUCCAGUGUGGGAGGUUGGAUGAAGCUAGUAGGUUGUUCGAGGUCAUGCCGGAAAGGAAUGUGGUGUCGUGGACUUCAAUGCUGUGUGGGUUGGCAGAGGCGAGGAGGAUUUGUGAAGCGAGGAAAUUGUUUGAUGAAAUGCCUGAGAGGAAUGUUGUUUCGUGGAACUCUAUGCUUGUUGGUUUGAUUAGGAGUGGAGAUUUGGAGGAGGCUAGAUGGAUUUUUAAUGCAAUGCCUAUCAAGAAUGUGGUUUCUUGGAACACAAUGAUUUCUGGAUAUGCAGAGAAUUGUAGAAUGGAAGAAGCAUGUGUUCUGUUUGAGGAGAUGGAUUAUAGAAAUGUUGUUACAUGGACUACUAUGAUUGCUGGUUAUUGCAGGGCUGGAAAAGUGGAUGAGGGGUAUUGCUUAUUUUGUAGAAUGCCUGAGAGGAAUAUUGUUUCUUGGACAGCCAUGAUUGGGGGAUUUACUUGGAAUGGCUUCUAUGAGGAAGCUUUGUUGCUUUUUCUUGAGAUGAAAGAGACUAAUGAGAUAAAACCAAAUAGGGAAACCUUCAUAUCAGUUGCUUAUGCUUGUAGUGGUAUUGCAUUUCCUUUUCUUGGCAAACAGUUACAUGCUCGGCUAAUUAUCAAUGGUUGGGAGUAUGAUGAUUUUGAUGGUAGGUUAUCUAAGAGCCUAAUUCACAUGUAUUCUGUGUUAGGUAUCAUGGACUCUGCAAGUUAUAUAUUCAACAAGAAUUCCAAUAACUGCGUUCAAUCUUGCAAUUCUGUGAUUAACGGUUAUAUUCGUAUUGGACAGUUGGAAGAAGCUGAGUAUUUGUUUAACACAGUACCUAUCCGUGACAAGAUCUCAUGGACUUCAAUGAUUGAUGGGUAUUUUAGCUUUGGGCAGGUGUCAAUUGCUUGUUUUCUGUUUAGCAACAUGCCAGAGAAGGAUGCAGUUGCAUGGACAACCAUGAUUUCAGGCUAUGUCCAUAAUGAACUUUUCACAGAAGCUAUCAAUUCAUUUUUGGUAAUGCGAGCAGAAGGUAUUUCUCCUCUUAGUUCUACAUAUUCUAUUCUUUUAGGAGCAGCUGGAGCAACAGCAAAUCUUGAUCAAGGGAGGCAGUUCCACUGCAUGCUUAUGAAAACACAAGACGAAUUUGAUUUGAUUCUUGAGAAUUCUCUGAUCUCUAUGUAUGCAAAAUGUGGGGUCAUACAUGACGCAAAUGGAAUAUUCUCAAAUAUGGUCUUCCGGGAUACUAUUUCUUGGAAUUCAAUGAUCAUGGGAUUUUCACAUCAUGGACUAGCAGUUGAAGCCCUAAAGAUUUUUGAAGCCAUGUUGGAAUCUGGUACUCAUCCAAAUUCAGUUACUUUCUUGGCCACCCUAUCAGCAUGCAACCAUGCAGGGCUCAUUGAUAAAGGAUUGGAGUUAUUCAACUCAAUGAGGGAUGUUUAUGCAAUUCAACCCGGUUUAGAGCAUCACAUUUCUAUGGUCAAUCUUUUAGGCAGGGGUGGGAAAGUAAAGGAAGCAGAAGGGUUUGUCUUGAAUUUGCCUUUUGAACCAGAUCAAGCUAUCUGGGGUGCAUUGCUUGGUGUAUGUAGGUUCAGUGAGUCGGGUACUGAGAUUGCUAAACGUGCUGCCAAAGAACUGCUUAAGCUGGACCCAUUAAAUGCACCUGCUCAUGUUGUGCUAUGCAACAUAUAUGCAGCAGAAGGCCAUUAUAUUACGGAACAAAUGUUGAGGAAGGACAUGGGAUUGAAAGGUGUUAGAAAGGUCCCUGGAUGCAGUUGGAUUCAGUUGAAUGGGAGAGUUCAUGUGUUUAUGUCAGGAGAUAAACCACAUCCACAAGCAGCUGAGAUAAUAUCCCUCUUAUUUCGUGUUGAUGAAAGAAGGAUGUAAUUUUGGUCUUCCUUUUAUUUGUUGGUUUCAUAAUUUGGAAAAUUAUAAUCAUUUUUAAUUGUAACAUUGUCACUAUUUUUUACACAAAUUUUGAUGAUAUUUUUUCUGGCAAAACUUUAGCCUCGCCUUUGCAAAUUUUUG